Dentiscutata erythropus is the source of this 807-nucleotide messenger RNA. Lineage: Eukaryota; Fungi; Glomeromycota; Glomeromycetes; Diversisporales; Gigasporaceae. The record is from the annotation of a GenBank genome assembly.
AUGUCAGCUACAAUACAUAAAAAUAUUAAACAAUUGCAUUCUGUUGUUCCUCUUCCUUAUGCUGUAGAUAAUGGAAUUCAACCGUUGUUCACAGAGAAAAGUCUUAAAGAUUUAAUUGAUUUUCAAUUCACUCUUGUUGAUAAUUUGAAUAAACUUACUUCAGACACGGAAUUUUCGGAUUAUACGAUAUAUGAAAUAAUUACCAAAACUGCGCAAGAACCAUCGAAAGCUUUAAUAUUUAAUUAUGCAUCUCAGGCUUGGAACAACGAUUUCUUUUUACAAGGGUUGACAACAAAAGGUGUGACAUCUCCAGAAACGUUUCUUCACGAACGAAUCAAACAAACGUUUGGAUCAAUAAGCGACUUUAAAACACACUUUAAAAAUAUGGCAUUGGGACUAUUUGGUUCCGGAUGGACAUGGCAAGUAACUAUAAAUAUUAAAGCAGCUCAGAGUGGCACAACUCUUGACACUACUCGUCUUCAAGAAAAAGAUCCAAACAACCAUCCGACAAGCCUUCUGUCAUCUCCAUUCUUGACUACUGCCUCACAAACGUCCUCACAGUUUGCUCAAAACGCCAGCUCUUCUAAGCCAGUUCCACCACCUUCCAUAGCAUUGAAUUUGGUAGAUCCACCACCACACAAAUCUAAGUUCACUCCAUUAUUGUGCCUAAAUGUUUGGGAGCAUGCAUAUCUUAAAGAUUUUGGAAUUCAUGGUAAAGAAACAUAUGUAGAUCAGUUUUGGGAAUGUGUUGAUUGGGCGGUAGUGCAUAAUAGAGCCGUGUCACUGCGUGAUAUUCAAGGUUCCUAA